AUGUCUCCUCUCAACUCCCCAGAAGGCCAAUAUUUGUCUCUUGCUGGUUCGUUCCAAAAAAGUCAAAAAACUUUAGCAAAUAAUUUUAAAACAUGGGGUCUAAAGCCCUCCUCCAAAAACCAGGCACCCACAAUCCUUGCUGCGACAGAAGCAGCCUAUACCAACUCGGUAAAGCAAGUUGAAGACGCUCGCAACAGACAAAUACUCAUCCUUAAUGAGGACUGGGUUGAUGAGUGUUGUGAACAAAAGUCCUGGAUAGCACCGGAGGACAAACAUAUUUGGGAGAAGGGCGGGACGAAAGAAAGUCUCGCGGAGACAGGUUCCACGGCCAGCGGUGAACCCGCUGGCAAGCCAACGGAGGACGACUCAGCGAAGGCCCCUAAUCCUCCUCCCAACCCACCUGAGAACCCUCAACCACAGCCGCCUAAUCCAACUGAGAAUUCUCCACCGCAGUCGCCUAAUCCACCUGAGAUUCCUCAACCACAGCCGCCUAUUCCACCUGAGAACCCUCCGAAGCAUGAAUCUGAUAAUGAGAGCAUGGAGGUUGCUCUUCUAAAAAAACAAAUUGAAGAUUUAAAGAACAGCAAGACAAAUGGUAAAGAUGGCCCUUCAGAUCGAUAUGAUCAAUCUGAAGACCAGAAGGAGUGCUUUGACGUAUUUUGCGAAUGGUCCAGGCGCUUUGAUGACACAGAUGAUCCCAACACGAACAGAGUUGAGGUGGAUUGUCACCCAGCCGACAUCAACAAACCGCUCAGCGAUCGACGUAAAGAAUAUGAGAUGGAGAUUAUGCUAAUAACUCAAUUUCGAUCUUACGUAUUUGUGAUUGACCCGGAGGGGAAAAUUGAAGGUUACGACUGUUUGAGGCCUGGGUACCUGAUUCCAAGAUCAGAUUGCCCAUCAGCGGCACGGAAAUAUGAAGACAACGGUGGGGAGAUAGUGAGAGCAAAACAAAGAGAAAAUCUCCAGGGCAAGCAAAUGACCGACUUCAUCUGGUGGAGUGUAGCUACGGAUCCGGAGGGCCGUUUUUGCUACUGCUUGGGAGCUUUCAAGGGGGACAAACGGCCCUCGCUCUAUUCCCGGUCAACCUUUAAGGCCAAAUGGGGCAAGCUUGCUGAUGAUCAAAUCAAUGAAAUACGGCGGAAGUUCAGUCAGGCGGAGCUGAACAAGCAGGCAAAGGCACGGUCGCAAAAAUUGCUGAAGUUGAACUAA
Metarhizium brunneum ARSEF 3297 is the source of this 1209-nucleotide messenger RNA. RefSeq lists its product as uncharacterized. Lineage: Eukaryota; Fungi; Ascomycota; Sordariomycetes; Hypocreales; Clavicipitaceae. The record is from RefSeq and is a predicted model, not a curated record.